CUAAUUUCCUAGUAUCGAAAUCUCUUUGAAAACAGUGUAUUAUGGGAAACGAUAACAGAAGUAGUUAUUUGCUCUAAGAUUCUACUAAGAUCAGAAAUGGACAUAUUAAAGGCAGAAAUAGAGAGAAAAAAACGACAGUUAGAAAACAGUAACAUUUUGGCACCAAACAAGAAAUAUUUUAAGAGGGGUGAUUUAGCAGCUAAGCAAGCAGAGGAAUAUUGGAAAAAACACAGCAAUAUCCAAGAAGAGGUUACGGAAGAAAAGGAAAGCAAAGAAAAUGACACUGAAGCUAAGAGAAUAGAAGAAAAGAAAAUUGAAUUACUUCCAAGGAAAGAUGUGAUACGAAAGCUAAGAGAGCGAGGUGAGCCUAUUAGACUGUUUGGUGAAACUGACUCUGAUUCUUACCUUCGGUUGAAGAAACUGGAAACACAGGAGCCUGAUCAGAGGGCUCAUCGUGGUGGCAACGACUUCAAAGAUGCCAUGGACCAGGUGGAUCUUCAGUAUUUAAAUGAGAUUAUUAAGUCAACUGGUGGACAGACAAUAUCCAAUGACGUGUCUAUUAAAGAUGAUGGAACCACAGAGGAUGACAUACCAAAAAUGAGAAAAGAACUUGGAGCAGGAGAUCCUGGCCAAGACCAGAAAAUUAUGCUGAGUUUUUUUAAGUAUGUUAUAAAGAUGUGGGGUAAAUCUCUGAAUGAAAGGCCUGAAGAAGAAAAACGCACAACGAAGGGAAAGACGCAGAGUGCUCAUCACACGCAGACAGUGGGCUAUCUCAAACCAUUGUUCAGAAAACUCAAAAACAAGAAUGUUGAUGAAGACAUUUUGGAGAGUUUGGUUAUGAUAGUGCAGCGUUUAAUGGAUCGAAAUUAUUUGAAGGCUAAUGAUGCAUAUCUCGAAAUGGCUAUUGGCAAUGCUCCUUGGCCAAUUGGUGUUACUAUGGUUGGAAUACACGCCCGUACAGGUCGAGAAAAGAUUUCUUCAAGAUAUGUAGCCCAUGUUCUCAAUGACGAAACACAAAGAAAAUACAUUCAGGGUUUGAAAAGACUGAUGACACAGUGCCAAAAAGUGUUCCCAACAGAUCCGUCAAGAAGUUUCAUGUACGAGAGGAAGUCAAUUGUUUAGUGUUGGUGACAGUUACUAAAUACUCCACACUACUGUAAAUCAAUCAUCCAGGGAACACAGGGAUGAUAUGGCUAUGUAUUUUGGGUGAUGGUGACACUAUCACAGGAAGAUGAACGGAGCCCCAGCCAGCGUGUUAUUAUAAACAGAGAGAAUAUGUAUAGUUGGUAACCCAUUUCCAACCUGGGUUGCUUCAUGCUCAUAUAUCUUAAGCAAUAGUGAGCUGCAUAAAAUGAUUUCAAGUGUUGUAGCAUAUGUGUAAUGAUAAUAGCAGCUGUUCAUUAUUGGGGUGGAAAAACCCAUAAAUAUAACAAAUAAUGGCUUUCAAAUACUUAAGAAAACGAAGUCAUAAACUCAGUCAUUUUAAAAUGGAGAAUUCGGUUCCAUGAUGCACAAGCGGCAUCAUUUUAUUGGUAAAUAAUUUGAUAUGUAGCUUGGCAACAGAAUAUGGCAGGCAUAGGAGGUAGCUCAGUUGGUAGUGUUUAUAUGAGGUGCAAGUGUGUGCUGUCCUGUCGUAUUGUAGGAAAAUACAUGUAAAGAGUUGUCAGAAUUAUCAAAUGUUUGACAUUCAUUGACUGAUAAUCAAUUCAUCAGUGUGCUCUACUGGUGGUGUUAAACAAUAAAAACUUUACUUUGGCAACAAAACUGCCAUCAUGAUGAGAUGGGUGAUGCCAAGUUCUCCUAAUUAAUUUCUCAUCCAUUAAAAUGUUUGCCCAGUCUUUUUGACAGAUCAAAGGUGAAACAGUUGGAUAAAAAAGACAUUUGUUUUUGGCCAGUCUUGCAAACAGGAGAAUAUGUAAUGCUGGUGUCAUACUACCAACUGCCUGCAGAAAGUUGGCCAACUUUUUGCCGUCACCACUUCUAUGACUGUCCAGUUGCUAGUCUGAGCACUCUUACAAGUCAAUUUUCAUCAUAUGACCCAUUAGUUAAUGUACUUUCUGCUGGCAGUUUGUAGCUUAGCAUAACAGCUUAUGAAGUUGAAUAUACAUUUUCUCACAAGAAAAGUGCUGGGACACAACUGUAAUUUUGUAGCUUAAAAACGUAUUCCAUUUGUAUAUAAAUGCUAGUAGUAAAUAAAAUUUGAAUUUAUUAA
This is a messenger RNA of Gigantopelta aegis, 2212 nucleotides long. RefSeq names its product pre-mRNA-splicing factor 18-like. The transcript has 10 exons. Bases 97 to 1122 code for a protein of 341 amino acids. Gene Ontology annotation, cellular component: U2-type post-spliceosomal complex; U5 snRNP; U4/U6 x U5 tri-snRNP complex. Lineage: Eukaryota; Metazoa; Mollusca; Gastropoda; Neomphalida; Peltospiridae. Gene Ontology annotation, biological process: RNA splicing; generation of catalytic spliceosome for second transesterification step. The record is from RefSeq and is a predicted model, not a curated record.